AUAAAGUGAGAAACAAAGAAAGUGUUGAUGACAGUUACGUUGUGAUUGAGGAAACUAGUGUCGCAGAGGAGGAGGAAGCAGUUGCUAUUCAACAUACCUUGUAUAAAUGUGAACUUUGUGAAAAAGUCUUCAAUCUACUUGAGGAACUCAACGAACAUGUGCAAACGGAUCACUCCAAGUCCAUGGUGGCCGAUAUAAACAUCGAAGUAAUUCCUGACGAAGAAGGCAAUGGCAUUGACAACAGCACCGUCAUUACACUUGAACAUGAACAGGCAGCGCAGCUGUUUAAUCACCUACAGUUACAAAUGGGGGAAGGACAAGAGCUGGUCAAUGUAAUCAUUCCUAUAACUAAGUGAUAUAUCAUAAUUAUCCACAAUUAAUUCCCUGCCAGCAAACAAGCUUAAAGGCUACCCUUCACCUUAAAAAAUCAGCUAAAAGUAGUUCACAAAUUAAAUAAGCCUUCCUCAUACUUAAACAACAUUUACAGUAGGGGAGGGGCCGGACAUAUUUGGUGAUCAAUACAGUUUUUUUUUGUUCCUGGGAAUACACCAUUAUUUUUUUGGAUAAAAACAUUUCUUGAUAUAUGAUUAAAAAGAACAGUAAGUUUCAAUAUAUACAUGUACAUCCUAAAUCGAUCUGGCGAUCUUUAUAUAAGCCCAUGCCUGGCUAUAAUAAGUCCACCGAAUUAAAGAUCUAUUGCCUGAGAUUUUAUUAAUGUCCUCUACUUCGAGGAAAAGGGUCCAAUGGUAAAUUAAAGUAAAAAAUAUAGUUGUUGAUUUAACAUUGAACCAGACAACAACAUGACAUAUGUGAAUAUAUAAAGAUAGAUGAUAUUGAAUUGAUGAUCACAAGUUACUGCUCAAAGUGAAAUUUUACCUUUGCAAGUGUUUUUUUUUUCCAUCUUUGAACACAAUUUGGGAACCUUCGUAAAUCAAUGUAUAAUGUUUGUACAUGUAAUUAAAAUCAUUUGAUUAACUUCAAGUUUGAUACAAGACUAUUCAGAAAUAACUCUAGGCCAGAAACAACUAUGUACAUCAACUAUGUACAUUUGUAUAUAAUUAGCUAGCUAGGUACAAUGUAGAAUAUACUCCUUGUUGGAAAAAAAUGGAACUCUAAUCAUUUUCCUACUUGAUACUAGUCUUGUAUUGUGGUACAGUUUAAAAAUAACUUGUCAAGGCAAAUCAGGUCUUGGUACCUGAGGUGAUUGAUAUCCCCUGGAUAAAUUGUAUGCAUGUAAUAUAAUAAUUUUGAAUUGUAGUCGUGAGUUGUAAAUUCUGGUUCAAAAGUUUUGUUUGUUUGUGCUGUGUGUAUGUAUAUACCUUUGUUUACACACAAGUUGAAGUUGAAUGAGAAAAGUAUUUGUUAAAAUUUUUAGUGUUACUGGGUAUUCUUACAUGUAUUAAUUUAAGGAUAUGUACAUCCUUAAUUCAUUACAGGAUAUGUACAGCCUUAAUUCAUUACAGGAUAUGUACAGCCUUAAUUACAGGAUAUGUACAGCCUUAAUUACAGGAUAUGUACAUCCUUAAUUCAUUACAGGAUAUGUACAUCCUUAAUUCAUUACAGGAUAUGUACAGCCUUAAUUACAGGAUACGUACAGCCUUAAUUACAGGAUAUGUACAGCCUUAAUUCAUUACAGGAUAUGUACAGCCUUAAUUACAGGAUAUGUACAGCCUUAAUUACAGGAUAUGUACAGCCUUAAUUCAUUACAGGAUAUGUACAGCCUUAAUUACAGGAUAUGUACAGCCUUAAUUCGUUACAGGAUAUGUACAGCCUUAAUUACAGGAUAUGUACAGCCUUAAUUACAGGAUAUGUACGGCCUUAAUUACAGGAUAUGUACAGCCUUAAUUACAGGAUAUGUACAGCCUUAAUUACAGGAUAUGUACAGCCUUAAUUCAUUACAGGAUAUGUACAGCCUUAAUUACAGGAUAUGUACAGCCUUAAUUACAGGGUAUGUACAGCCUUAAUUACAGGAUAUGUACAGCCUUAUUUACAGGAUAUGUACAGCCUUAAUUCAUUACAGGAUAUGUACAGCCUUAAUUAAUUACAGGAUAUGUACAUCCUUAAUUACAGGAUAUGUACAUCCUUAAUUACAGGAUAUGUACAUCCUUAAUUCAUUACAGGAUAUGUACAGUCUUAAUUACAGGAUAUGUACAUCCUUAAUUACAGGAUAUGUACAGCCUUAAUUACAGGAUAUGUACAGCCUUAAUUCGUUACAGGAUAUGUACAGCCUUAAUUCGUUACAGGAUAUGUACAGCCUUAAUUACAGGAUAUGUACAGCCUUAAUUACAGGAUAUGUACAUCCUUAAUUCAUUACAGGAUAUGUACAUCCUUAAUUACAGGAUAUGUACAUCCUUAAUUACAGGAUAUGUACAUCCUUAAUUCAUUACAGGAUAUGUACAGCCUUAAUUACAGGAUAUGUACAGCCUUAAUUCAUUACAGGAUACGUACAGCCUUAAUUCAUUACAGGAUAUGUACAUCCUUAAUUCAUUACAGGAUAUGUACAGCCUUAGUUACAGGAUAUGUACAUCCUUAAUUCAUUACAGGAUAUGUACAGCCUUUAUUACAGGAUAUGUACAGCCUUAAUUCAUUACAGGAUACGUACAGCCUUAAUUCAUUACAGGAUAUGUACAUCCUUAAUUCAUUACAGGAUAUGUACAGCCUUAAUUACAGGAUAUGUACAGCCUUAAUUACAGGAUAUGUACAGCCUUAAUUCAUUACAGGAUAUGUACAGCCUUAAUUCAUUACAGGAUAUGUACAACCUUAAUUCAUUACAGGAUAUGUACAGUCUUAAUUCAUUACAGGAUAUGUACAUCCUUAAUUCAUUACAGGAUAUGUACAGCCUUAAUUACAGGAUAUGUACAGCCUUGACAUAUUGUUCAGAACCCUACUUACAUUGUUCAUCCAAGGUAUUGACUUAACUGAGCUAGCUACAUUGAGAUGUACCUCUUGGUGAUUUUUAGUUGGCCAGUGUUGUUUAAUAAGUAAUGUGUAUAUAUAUGUUAAAUUUUUGAAGUUAGCCUCACUGUUUAUCUUGCCAAUAAAGCCCCAAAGUACGAUAGAAAUAAUACAGUGAACUUAAAUAUUAUAACAGUACACAAUUUCUCAGACUACUAUUGUAAAGUGUGUUCGAUCAUUAAUUCGUUAUUGUAAAGAAUACAAAAUCUGUCUUAGAUUGUUUUAUCCUGAAAAGGUCAUGAUUCCAAUAAUUCAGGAGGAAAUUCAGUAAGUAGUUUAUAAGUUAUUAUUAUCAUAUAUGAUACGAUAUACAUGUAUAUGAUUUGAUAACUUAAUAUAGAUUACUUAGUUUCCAAAAAAAGUUCCUGUGGAGUUUGGAUUUUUUUUUCAUGACCAGCUACAGGUCACUGAUGGGAAGCGUUGACAAUUACAGGUGGGAAGUGUAAGAUAGUGACAUAUUUCAAAUAUAACGCCUGGCCACAAAUAAGUUUCCUUCAUUUUUGCAGAAGUAUCAAUUUUCAGCUAAAAAAGGAUUUCCCCCCAUAUUUUAGGUAUAAAUAUAAACCCAACACCGCCUAUACGAAUACUCCGGUUAUUUGCAUAUUUUGUCAUGGAAAAAGGGCUAUGCAAAUAAGUGGGUUGCUCUAUCUGUAUACCACCAAGUCUGACAUGGUCAAUGGUAUAAUUACUAAAAUGUUUUAUAUAAUUAGGUAAAUGAAAAGAAGUUUUUAACAUUGUUUAAAUUUUAAUUUGAAAGUUGGUUUAUAUAGAAUUAUGUUCAAGCAUAGUUCUGAGUGAUUGUUGAAGCUUUUGUUUUGGAAAUAUGAUUAUUCUUGUACAGUAUACAUGUAUGUUUUCACAGAUCUUGGGUUUAAUUAUUUACACAGAUUUGUGCUUCAAGUUUAAAUCAUAGAUAAUUAACCUUAUGCAUCAUUACAUGUUUCCUGUAAAAUUCUCAUUGAGAAAUAAUAUUUUGUGAUUUGACCUCAUGACCAUGUAGUCCACAGGGAUUUGACACGUUGUUAUGACCCAGAAUGAAAUAUUAAUCCCAGAGUCCAACCCCCUGAUCACUUAUACAUGUAUAUCAUAUGUGAUCAGGGAGUCAGGUUAUAGUCCACAGGGGCCUGACAUGAUCCUAUGACCCAGAAUGAAAUAUUUUAUCUCUGAGUUUCGAACCACUGAUCUAGAUCUCUUAUAAUAUAUACAGGUAAUUAUAUACAUAGGGUCUAGUAAGUAAUAACGACGGUAUAUAAACCAAUAUAGGUACUGGAUCCUAACAAACAAAUGUUGAAUGCGUAUUACUAGAAAUAGAUAAUUGUCAAGUAGUAAUAACGACAGUACAGACAAGUAAAUUGUCAAAUUUUCGAGGCAAUCUGCCCCUUUAUCAAGACACAGGUAAAUUACAUGCGAUCACAUAUAGACAUAGAACAUGGAACAGUUACACAAAUAUAGUAGGUAUAAACAACAAUAAAUAUCGUAAUGUUGUAAAAACGAUCCCCCUCGGUCGAUAAUUAAUACGCCGAGGGCCUAUUAUGAUAUGUAAGUGAUCAGAUGUUCAGACUCCACAUGUAUUGGAUAGAAUAUUUCAUGGUAGGUCAUUGGAAUGUAUCAAACCCCUGUGAUGUAAUUAAGUAUCAGCUCUGGGAUGUAAGGUUUAUGAUGUUGUCAAGGAGAAAUGAAUACAUGUAGUUGUGUUAAGAUUUUCUGAAGAGGUCAUAAAGGGAACAAGGCAUAUGUAUACAUGAACAUUGAUGAUACCAUAUAUGGUAUUGUCCAUUGAUUAUACCAUAUAUGGUAUUGUCGGAUGUCAGUAAAUGUAGAUAUUUAUUAACCCUCCGGUUAUUAUGCUAACCUUCACAUUGCAUCUGUUAAUAUCAUAGUUUUGUGGUUAUAAAUACAUAUACACCUCAGCUAAAGACAUUAAUUGUAAAGCCACUUAAUGAAUGCCAGGCCUUUAUUUGAAAUAAAACAAAAUUCCCUACAAAGCUG
Messenger RNA from Pecten maximus, 4944 nucleotides. RefSeq names its product zinc finger protein 595-like. Gene Ontology annotation, biological process: regulation of transcription by RNA polymerase II. The record is from RefSeq and is a predicted model, not a curated record. Gene Ontology annotation, cellular component: chromosome. Gene Ontology annotation, molecular function: chromatin insulator sequence binding. Lineage: Eukaryota; Metazoa; Mollusca; Bivalvia; Pectinida; Pectinidae.